AAACCCGAUCCAAAUAUACAUCAAAAUUGCCAUCGCCACGUCGACAACAGACCGAUAAAUUAUUUUACAGCAGGGCGUGAACGAUUUAAAAUGUUUAGUUGACAACGUUUUGUUGGACAACGUUUUUUUUUGAAGGAAGCAAAGCUUUAUUUCACCAAAAACUAUUUUUAAAUCGCUAUUUUGAAUAGCAUAGAUUUGAAAUUUGGUUUGUGAAUAUUUUUUGCUGUCGGUUUCGAUUUCUAAGUGGUCACAUUUACGUGUGAUAAAGUUUGUUCUGUCGUCGAACUAGGCUCAAGAAUGAAGAUUAAGGAGAUCGAUCGGACAGCCAACGUGGCCUGGUCCCCAGUGGAAGUGGACCCGGUCUACCUUGCCGUGGGGACAGCUGCUCAACAACUGGAUAGCUCCUUUAGCACCAACGCUACGUUGGAGUUGUAUCAAUUUGACACCAACCAAAGCGGUCUAGACCUUCCGGUGAAAGCUACUUUGCCAUGUGAAAACCGAUUUCAUAAACUGAUUUGGGGAUCACAUGGAAUAUCCGGCGAUAAGGGAGAGCAUCCUAUGGGAAUUAUUGUGGGAGGUUGUGACGGUGGAGUUAUGCAAGUUUAUGAUGCGGCAAAAGUAUUGAAGAAUGAUAAUCCGUUAGUCUUGACAAAGACGAAACAUACCGGAGCUGUGAGAGCGUUGGAUUUUAAUCCUUUCCGGUCUAACUUGGUUGCUUCUGGAGCGUCAGAAUCGGAAAUUUUUAUUUGGGAUCUCACGAAUCCAAAAACUCCAAUGACGCCUGGGACUAAAGUGCAACCUGCAGAUGAUGUGUCCCAUUUAGCUUGGAAUAAGCAAGUGGAGCACAUUUUGGCAUCGACAUUUUCGACCAGGUGUGUCGUGUGGGAUUUAAGGAAAAAUGAGCCAGUGAUUAAAGUCUCUGAUACAACUUCAAGGAUUCGGUACAAAGUUGUAGAGUGGCAUCCAGAAGUAGCCACACAAAUGUGCCUUGCCUCAGAGGAUGAUAACAAUCCUGUUAUUCAACUGUGGGAUCUUCGUUACGCAACUGCCCCCUUGAAAGUUAUACAGGGACACCAAAGAGGAAUUUUGGGAAUGGCAUGGUGUUCACAAGAUUCUGACUUGUUGUUAACGUGUGGGAAAGAGGCACGGAUAUUGUGUUGGAACCCAAACUUUCCUCACCCAGGAUACGAGAUGGUGUGCGAUAUUCCAACAUCUUCUCAGUACAGUUUUGAUGUGAGCUUCUGUCCGAAGAACCCAGUUGUAAUUGCUUCAUCCAGUUACGACGGUCGAGUUAGUAUAUUUGGACUUUCUGGAGGGGUUCAACAUCCAGUAACUUCUUCCAAACUUGCGGAUAGUUUUCCGGGUAUGGAUAUGACACUGUCAGCACCUUUGCCUUCUCAGCAACCAGCAUUCCUUCAGUUACGAGAUGCUCCUAAAUGGCUGAAAAGACCAUGUGGGGCUUCAUUUGGAUUUGGUGGGAAGCUAGUUUCAUUCACAAAUACCAAAGUGGCUCCGACUCAGCCAGGUCAAGCACCAACGGUGACCAGCGUGGUAUCCGUCCUUCAACUUGUAACCCUUCCGAAUUUGAUUGAACGCUCAAAGAAAUUGGAGGAUACCUUGCAAUCUGGAUCGCUGGAAUCUUAUUGUGCUCAAAAGGCUGCUGAAUCCAGUGAUUCGAGCGAAGCCCAAAUAUGGGACUUUUUGCAAGCAAACUUUUCACAACAUCCUCGUCAAGAAUAUUUAUCAAAACUUGGAUUUAAUGCUUCCGAAAUUAUGGCCAAGCUGGGCAGUAAGGUGUCUGAUUCAACAAUGAAUGGCGUGGUUGACGAGUUCGAAGCUCUUGGAAGAGGAGCUCCUGAUGGUUAUGCAAAUGGCUACGAAUUUGGAUCUGGAGGAGGUUCCAUUGCAAAGCCAGAAAAAGAGUUAGAAGUUCCUACCGAUGAUAACUCUGUCGAUGGAAAGAUAAAUCAAGCUUUACUAUGUGGAAAUAUUGAUGUAGCUGUAAAUCUGUGCGUCGAGGAUGAACGUUGGGCUGAUGCACUACUACUUGCGUCCAAAGCAACCCCCGAAACGUUGAUGAAAGUUCAGAAUAAGUAUUUCGAAAAAUGUCAAAGUGAAGCCACUCAAAUGAUACGAGCUGUAGUUACUCAUGAUUUAGCCAAACUUGUUGAUCGGUGCUCGCUUGACAGUUGGAAACAAGUUCUCGCAGUUGUUACAACUUAUGCAGAUAACAAAGAGUUUCCUAUUUUAGCUGACAUGUUGGGACAACGCCUUCAAAGUAGCCAAGUAGAAAGCCAGAAGCUGGGUGCCUUGCUUUGCUGCAUAUGUUCUGGAAAUCUGAACCAUUUGGUGGAUGUCUGGAUAAGUGAUUCGGAUAAGCAUCGUGGCAAUACGCCUGAUGAAUUACAGGAUCUAGUUGAGCAAAUCAUGAUUUUGAAGAAGGCCGGAGAAAUGUGGGGACGUGAAAAUAACGUUGAUGGAGGAUCAGUAGCAUCGAAACUUAUUCAAUAUUCUGGAUUACUGGCAUCUCAAGGAUGUCUGGAGCUGGCUUUGAGUUUCUUGGGAGAAUGCAAUGAUCCAGAAGUUGAAUUAUUCAAGGAGAGACUUUAUCUCUCCCUUCGAUCCCCUCGUCCCAUAAAGACUCAACGUCAAACUAGGAGCCGACAAACUUCGGAAUCUUCAAUGCGAAGCUCAUUUACGAAACGACCAGCAUACCCCAACACGAAUUUGGGAUCUUCACGCCCAGUUUUCAGUAGUUCUGAGUUUGACAAUUUGACAGGACCAGUUCAUCCCCCACAGCCAUCAUAUUUGUCAAACAAUCCACAACAGUCUGCUUAUGGAAAUGUGUACGUUAAUCCUAACGUUCCUCCAACCGUUGGACAAUAUUCGCCUCCCUCGGCCUCCUCACAAUAUGGAAGUGCAUCAGUUGGAUUGCCUCCAAGGGUACCAUCAUCUACGAUGACUGGAUCAAUUUACACUCCAGCUGAAGUUCCCAGGAGUUCUAUGAUGCCCCCUGCAAAGGAACCACCACCGGCAAGAACGCCUUUAGGUAGUUCCCUCCCACAUCCCCCCGUGUCUAGUGCGGCUCAUGGCUGGAAUGAUCCUCCUCCAAUGAAAACAUCGAAUAAACCAAAGCCGACGCCAACUACUCUAGCAUCUACUAUUCAACCAAUAACUCAUCCGAUAUUUGGCAGUGCUGCUCCACCAGAGCCAUCGAAUCCAUAUGGAAAUUCUCCAAUGAUGCCACCUCCGCCACAGCAACAGACAAUAUACAGUCCAUCAUCAACCUCGUAUGGACAAUCAUCAAAUAGUGGAUAUCCGCCACAACAGUCUAGUAAUUUCGGUCCGCCACCCUCUCAAAUGGGUCCACCACCAACCAUGUCACAAAGUCCCUAUUACUCUUCCGGUCAAAGUUCAUUUGGUCAACCCCCACCAACAUCACAACAGCAACCGUUUGGUCAAGCACCACCAACAUCACAGCAAUCAUUUGGACCACCACCAACAUCACAGCAAUCCUUUGGACCACCACCAACAUCGCAACAGCAACCAUUUGGUCAACCACCACCAACAUCACAGCAAUCAUUUGGACCACCACCAACAUCGCAACAGCAACCGUUUGGUCAAGCACCACCAACAUCACAGCAAUCAUUUGGACCACCACCAACAUCGCAACAGCAACCGUUUGGUCAGCCACCACCGACAUCGCAAAGUCCAUUUGGAAAACCAUCUGCUCCACAAGUCGCUUUUCCUCCUCCUCCUCUUCAUACAGGCCAAGUAGGGUAUAGACCGUCGACCCCAGUGCAGAGUGCGUUUGCUUCUCCUCCUACCGCACAGACUUUGGGUGGACCCCCAUUAACUAAGCCGAUGAUGCCACCACCACCAGGCCCUGGGGGAUUUUCUGCCCCCGCACCAAUGGACGCACCAAUUUUAAGGCCUCCAUCACAAACAGGUCCGCCGCCAUCAAUGAAUUAUUUUGGGGCUGCUCCAGUGGAACCGCCACCACCACAGUUUAGUAAUAAUAAUGCUGUCUCCAACUCGUCUCCAUUUGCGCCACCAUCUUUCAAUACAUUCAACCCUACACAGAAUCAGCAAUUCAAUCCACUUCCCUCUAACUCAAGUAAUGUAGCGUCGACUACACCCCCGUUCGUGCCAAAUCCAGCUUCUACUUUUCAACCAAUUAAUCCACCAGCUCCAACACCACCCCCACCAGCAAAAGUAGCUGAACCCCCCAAACCACUUGGCCCAAUUCCCCCUGAGCACGCAACGCUUGUGGAUACUUUAGAAAAACUACGUUCAGAAUGUUACGAUGUUGCACAUUUGAUUCAAAUGAAACGGAAAUUGGAAGAUGUUGCCCGAAAGUUGGACGCAUUUUCAGAAAAGCUCAGAAAUGGUUCCUUGACCGAAUCUACGCUAACUACUUUACAUUCUUUGGUAGAUGCCAUUCGUACCAAAGAUUAUCAACAAGCGCUGCAAAUUCACACGCAGCUAGUAAGUGCUGGAAACUUUGCAGAAAUUUCUACUUUCCUUCCAGCUAUCAAAGUUUUGAUUCAAAGUGCUACCCAAUUAUCUGUUUAAAGACCAUGAAUGACAAUCACUGUAAUCUUACAUAUGUAGUUACAUAUUAUUAAAAUAAUCUUGCGUUCUUGUACCAAAUUGGAGUGAUAUCUUGCAUAUUUUGUUUACUAAAAGUAACUUAUUCUACUGAAUGUUUGCAAAUUCUAUAUGCUAACAAUUCUACUUGUUCAGGUUUAUAUUAUGCUUUCGUCUCUUGUAUAUUUAUUUUAAGCUAGCGUAAAAUAUCCCGAUCUAAUACCAAAACACUAAAAAAUAACUAGAACCCGUGUGAUUCUUCCAAUUAUAUCAAACUCUAUCUUAAUAUGCAUAGGCCAACAAUCUCUCAAUUUAGCGAUGUAAUAUUUAACCAAAACACUUGAAAUUAUUAUAUGUAUAUCUAUUGGUAGUGAAAUUAAAGACACGUGUGUAUGGCUUUAUAAAAUGUUUCCAGAAAAUAAAGCUUAAUUUCAGA
Molecule: messenger RNA, 5026 nt
Organism: Folsomia candida
Lineage: Eukaryota; Metazoa; Arthropoda; Collembola; Entomobryomorpha; Isotomidae
Gene: Sec31
Product: protein transport protein Sec31A
Exons: 16
Coding region: 298-4575 (1425 amino acids)
Biological process (GO): endoplasmic reticulum to Golgi vesicle-mediated transport; endoplasmic reticulum organization; intracellular protein transport
Cellular component (GO): COPII vesicle coat; endoplasmic reticulum exit site
Molecular function (GO): protein binding; structural molecule activity
Source: RefSeq, a predicted model, not a curated record